Molecule: messenger RNA, 798 nt
Organism: Penicillium expansum
Lineage: Eukaryota; Fungi; Ascomycota; Eurotiomycetes; Eurotiales; Aspergillaceae
Product: 3-hydroxyacyl-CoA dehydrogenase family protein
Exons: 5
Coding region: 1-798 (265 amino acids)
Biological process (GO): fatty acid metabolic process
Molecular function (GO): oxidoreductase activity, acting on the CH-OH group of donors, NAD or NADP as acceptor; NAD+ binding
Source: RefSeq, a predicted model, not a curated record
AUGGAAGGUGUUCAAGGGCCACGGGGGUCUGUUGUAAUCAUCGGAGCUGGUACUCAAGGCAGACGUCUUGCGCACAUGUGGUCAAGCCGAGGCGGCACUGUCCGUCUGGUAGAUCUCCAAGAGCAACAGCUCCAAGAUGGUCUAAAGUAUGUGGAACAACUUCGUGCAGAUGCUACAGACCACGAAGGAGAUUGGGGGGAGCUUGAGACUUUCCAGCCCUCUUCUUUGGAAUUUACACUGCAAGACGCAUGGCUCGUUGUCGAGUGUGUGCCGGAGAACUUGCAGCUAAAGCGAAAACUAAUUACUCAACUUGAUGAGCUUGCGCCUGAAGGAACAAUAAUUGCUUCAAACUCGAGUAGUUAUGGAAUCUUUGAGAUUAUCGAGGGCAUGAGCUUGAAAAACAACAAAAGAGUUAUGAGCGCGCACUGCUUCCUGGAGCAAUGUAAAGAACAUGGAUUCUCGCCUUUCCACGUCAAAAGAGACUCAAUAGGCUACAUAUAUAACAGAAUUUGGGCUGCCAUCAAGCGAGAGACUCUUCUCACAUUGUCUGAAGGUGUUGCCACACCCAAAGAAAUCGAUGCCAUUUUCAAAGACGAUUUGAAAACUCCCAAGGGCCCAUGUGAACAGAUGGAUAUUGUCGGCUUGGAUGUUGUGUUGGAUAUUGAGAACCACUACGCCGAAUCUCGGAGUAGUAUUCCUACAGAGCCACGGGAAUACCUUCGCGAGAUGAUUCAAGGUGGAAAUCUGGGCGUCAAGAAUGGCCGAGGAUUCUAUGGUUAUGAAGAAGAAAAUAACUGA